Messenger RNA from Pan troglodytes (chimpanzee), 2880 nucleotides. It is a transcript of the gene TLE7, whose product is annotated as TLE family member 7. Gene Ontology annotation, biological process: negative regulation of canonical Wnt signaling pathway; regulation of DNA-templated transcription. The record is from RefSeq and is a predicted model, not a curated record. Lineage: Eukaryota; Metazoa; Chordata; Mammalia; Primates; Hominidae. Bases 1273 to 2598 code for a protein of 441 amino acids. Gene Ontology annotation, cellular component: nucleus; transcription regulator complex. Gene Ontology annotation, molecular function: transcription corepressor activity; protein binding. The transcript is spliced from 10 exons.
GCUUGUUACUGUCCAGGGCAGGUCAUCUGCUCAGACCUCAACGACUGGAGGGUGAAGAAGGCAGUCAGACACCUGCAAAGCCUCGUGAAGUCACAUGACCCCACCACCCAGGAGACUGUGUAGCCUCGGUGUUCACCACACCAGUCUUGAGCCAUGUGCGUGCAGUGGAGGCCUUACCAGGACAGCAAGAAACCUGAGCACAGGAGACUCCAGAACCCUGCACAGUAGCACUUCUGCUUGUCUUAACUGGAGCCCUGGGCCUGGAAGGGGGAGGAUUAAAGUCUUUCUCCUUCAGUCGGGAUCUGCAUGUUCUGUCCCUGCAGUGCAAGGUGCACACACCCACCUUGGCCUGUCACAUUGGAAGGGAGCUCAGAGAACACCUGGGCCUGCUCUGGCCAGGUCAGGAGGGGAAAUAGAAGCUCAAAGGAAAACAUGGCUGUCCUGUCUCAAGGCACCCGCAGGUAGAGGGGAGAGCCUGGUGCGAGGCCUAAGCAGGGCGUCCAUGCGCUGAGGAGCAGAGCUCCUGUGUCAUCUGCACAGUCUCCCGGAGGCCUGGGGGCCCUCUCUCUGCAGGGGCUGGGGGUUCUGGGAAGAGGCUCUGGAUUCUCUCCCGUUCUCUCUGCCUUUGAAAUCUCCACUCCUGCACAUCUGUUAUCUUCUGGCCUGGAGAGGAUGACGACAUCCUCCGACACAUUCCAUUGCACUCCAUUCCAUUCCAGCACCGUCCGCAGGCCCUUCCACAGGCCAGGGGUUGACCACCUGCUGGGGAAUCCUACAUGGGUCAACCUUGGCCUUCUCCUGGGGAACGCCGCAGCCUGGGGGAAGGCGAGGACCCCUGUAGCCCCUUCCCCUAGCUCGCAGGCCCGGAGACCCACUACAGACCAGGUGGUCCUUUAGCACAUCCUGUACCGGGCAGGGUCUCAGGGGCCUCCCCUGCACGGUCUGGGCCACCUCUGCUCGCUUUCCGGCUUUCUCCUCCUUCUGGAUCUCUCACUGUGCCGCCUGUUCCCCAAGUGGCUUCAGUGUUCCUGAGGCGUGGCCCCCACCCCCUGCCAGCCACCGAAAUCCCACCCACCCUCGGCUCAAGCCCAGCCUCCAGGAAGCCUUCCCGACUGCCCUGCGGCACCAAGCCUCCGUCCUCUGGUUGCCCCGAGGGACCUCAGCGCCCCCGCCACGGGGAUCAGGACACAUUGGGAACCUGGUAUCUGUUUGGCGGGUCUAUUUAUCAAGCCCUAGAACCAGGUGGUCCAGACACCUCACUGAUCUAAGAACAUGAGUGGAGAGAAGGAAGAGGCAUCGUUCAGAAUGUUCGGGGCUUAUGGUGAGCCAGAGGAGAGGAGGGAUGUGCUGGAAAGCUCUGGCAUUUCCUCUCAGCCUGAGCCACAAGUGCAGCAGCAACUGGGCAGUCUGUUUGGAGUGCCCUGGCAGCCCCCGGGCCCCCCAAUACAGCACAGCCCUGCUGAUCAAGAGACAAGCAUGGUGACCCAGCAGCAGUGGCACCUCCAGGGCCUGGGUAGAUCUGAGCUCCAGGCCGCUGGGCUCCCUGAUGCACAACCAGGAGAAGCAGCAGAGUCCAGCCCAAGCUUCCUACUGGGUUCUGAGGUUGGCCAGCCUUACUCUUCUUCCUCUCCCAGUGAAGAAGUCCUCUCAUUGCUCAGAGCAAUUCCCCCCAUUCCAGAUGAAGUUGUGGUCAGGCAGAAGAGGGCCCCACAGGGCUCCUGGAAGGUUGGCACACUCUUCCAUGGAAAGAGAGUCUACGCUGUGGCCAUCAGCGGCUCAACCCACCACGUGUACACGUGUGGCUCCGGCUACAUCAGGGUAUGGGAUGAGAGUGCACUGCAUGCGGGGGACAAGGCCCCUCGGGCCCAGCUGGACUUGCAGCAUCCCCAGGACCGUGUUGUUACCUGCAAGCUGUUCCCUGAUGAGCGGAGCCUGAUCACAGGGGGUGCGUCCCAGGCCGUGACUCUCUGGGACUUGGCACCCACCCCCCAGGUCAGGGCACAGCUGACCUCGACGGGCCCCACGUGCUAUUCUCUGGCUGUGUCCUCUGAUGCCCAUAUCUGUUUGGCUUGUUUCCAUGGAUUUGUUGAGAUUUGGGAUUUGCAGAACCAAAUCUUGAUCAGGAAGCACGAAGUUCCUGUAUACGGGUCCCGAUGUGUGGACAUCACCGGCAAUAUAUUCUGGACAGGAGGUGAAGACACCACCCUGUAUUCCUGGGACCUGAGGAGCUACCAGAGGCUGCACCAACACAACUUACAGAAUGAGAUCCUCAGCAUUACCCACGACCCCGGUGAAGAAUGGGUAUUGGCGGGCCUGAGAACGAGUGAUAUCGUGUUCCUUCACACUCGUCGGAAUGAGCAGUUUAAGGCUCUCAUGAAAAAAUACACCCGCCACCACAGCCUCAAGUUUGCCUCCUGUGGGAGCUAUUUUGUGACCGCGAUAGAUACGCGCCUCAGUGGCUUGGAGGCACCUUCUCUACAAAAGUUGUUUCAGAUAGAGGAGUCUUCAGGUAUCCUGUGCUGUGACGUGUCCUCUGACAACCAGUAUCUGGUCAUGGGCUCCAGCAGCAGUGCCACCAUCUACCAGCUCUUGUAUUAAAGGUGGCAUGCCAUGGUCCUGCCAGUGAAGACCCAGUCUUUGGGCUGGUGUGGCUGUGAGGAUGGCUUCAGAGUGCUGGACACCUCUAACACCUGCCAUCUCCUCUGUCUUAGCUUGGGUCAUCCCUCCCCUCCAGUAGCCCGCUCUCAGCCUGCACUCCCAGAUUUUAAUCAGAUGGCUUGGAGCGUUUUCCUUUGUUAUCUUCCUACCGCUGAUUUCUGGGUUUUGGCAGGAAACUUGAGAUCCCUUUGUAAUGAAUAAAAUAGCAAAGCAGAAAGCAAA